Molecule: messenger RNA, 705 nt
Organism: Penicillium chermesinum
Lineage: Eukaryota; Fungi; Ascomycota; Eurotiomycetes; Eurotiales; Aspergillaceae
Exons: 3
Coding region: 1-705 (234 amino acids)
Source: RefSeq, a predicted model, not a curated record
AUGCCCCUCGAUACUUCACAGCUCCCCGCCAUCUUCGAGGAGAUCAAGAAGGAAUUUCCCAGCUCUGUCAGCGAACAUGGCUGGUACACGAUGACCCUCUCGUCCCUGAUCACAGUCUCUAACCCCGCGAACAUUACCCACUUAUACAAUUUUCUCAUCUCCCAACCCGAAUGGUCCACACACGAGCAGCGUCGCGUCCUCAGCCGCCGCCUACGCGAACAAUUAAUGAAGCAAUGGGUUGUCAUUGGAAUUCCCCGAGUCAUCACCGCCGUCUUGUCUCUCGCAGCAGCCGAGGCCCCCCGAGGACGCCGACCCCUCAUUCACCAAGGAGUCACUGUAUCUCCCGAGAUCAACGCUCGAGGCAGAGAACUCUGCUACGCCCUCUACGGCGAAGAGCAAUACAACAGAAUCAUGGCAGCAUGCGGGAGCAUGAGCGCAGAUUUCACUUGGGCCUCCGACAACAUCAUCUACGGAAUGUUCCUCUCCGACGAGAGUGUGAUCAAUCGCCCCGAGACCUCGAUCAUGUCGUACUCGUGCAUGGCAUGCAUGGGUCUCGAGGGUACCUCGCGGCGCCAUUUAGCGGGGCUUCGAAACCACGGCGCGAACGACGAUGAGCUGAACGCGGUGACUACCUGCGUCAAGAAGAUUGCUACGUGGGCCGGAAUCGACAGCAGUGCUUGGAUUACUGCGAAAGAUCUGAAAUAA